Coffea arabica (coffee) is the source of this 1529-nucleotide messenger RNA. RefSeq lists its product as uncharacterized. The record is from RefSeq and is a predicted model, not a curated record. Gene Ontology annotation, cellular component: cytoplasm; nucleus. Gene Ontology annotation, molecular function: protein folding chaperone; protein-folding chaperone binding. Lineage: Eukaryota; Viridiplantae; Streptophyta; Magnoliopsida; Gentianales; Rubiaceae.
CGACGGAGAAUCCAGGCUCAAACAAACCAGUACCAUUUAGUACUACUAAAUAAACAACACAAAAGAAAAAAAUUAGAAGGAACGGGAGGGGAGGGGGUAUACGACUAUACGAGAAGAAGGCAUGGAGGGAGAGGAGGCCAAAUUGCUGCUAGGAUUUCCUCCUCAUUCUCAUCCCUCUCCAUCCCAGGUGAAAACUGCUUACAAGUCCAAGGUCUGGGACACUCAUCCUGAUCGCUUUCCUCCUCAUCUCAAAUCCAAAGCUGAGCAUCGUUUUAAGUUGGUUUGCAGCUUUUUCCCGAGACUUGCUAUCCCAUCGUAUGAGCUUUCCCCUGUAGCAGCUAGUUCUUAUACCGUCUCCUUAAUUUCUCCCCCCCUCCAAAUGCAGAUAUCAGAAGCUUAUGCUUGCCUUCGAUCUGGUGGUAAACAAGAAAAUUUACACAAGGCAUCAUAUUCAAAAGUUGUGAGAAGUGGAGUUCCAAGAGCAUGUGGCAGUGGGGGGCAUCGCGCUCUGAUUGCUGCUCCCUUCCUCCUUAUUGUUCUGAGCACUGUUGCUUUUGGAGGAUCAAUUGUUACCAGGUCUUACAAACGACAAAAGGAGGCUUAUCCUUCUCAUAACCCUUUUCUGCCUUGAUCAUAACCACCAGGCAGACCAUCUCGUUUUAGCAGUGUAUGGGUUCUUGUCCAAAACUUUUACAUGUUAGAAGUUCAUUUUCUGCUGUCUUUGCAAUUCUAAGGUGUUGGUGCAAACCAACCAUAUACUUGGUUGUCAUUGUCUUCAGUUGAAUAGGGAUACAAUCUUCUGACAAAUUAAUGCUCUCAAUAGGAUUCAUUAUUGCAAAAUUUGAGCCUGAAAAACUACUUUAUACCUAAGACUAAUAAGGGCCAUUUGACAACUAUUUGGUGUUUUGGCCCCUUUUUUUUUCAUUUGGAAAAUCUGAAAUCUUGAUAGUGAUUUUAUCAAGGAAUAUAAAAAUAAAAAAGGAAGGUGGUAUCUACACUAUUACCUGACCUUUUGUAUGUGUAUCUGAAAAUCCAGAGUUCGACCAAUUAGUUGCUGUCUUCUAUUCCUUCAUUUUUUCACAUUUAGGAUUAUCUCGUCGGUCUUAAUUGGAAUGUAUUUGCUGUUGUUGCCCUUCAUAAUUGUUGAAAGCAACCGAAGAGAUUGAUGCUUUGUGCUCAAGAAUUCAUACUCGGUGCCUUAUGUUCUUUUGGUGUGUUCCACGCAGCUUGUGUGGGUUGGGCAGUUUGUUUCUCCGUUUUUCAGUCAAUUUCCAUAGCCUUCAACAAUUUUGUUUGAACCAGUGCACUGAAGUAGCUGGGAAUGUUUAAGGUGUUUGUUAUUAGAGGGCAUGUUGUGCUGUAAGAGUAAUUCAUUCUUGUGUGGGAUUUAAGAGAACAUUUUGAUCUGGGGUUAGACCUCUAUUCAUUGUUUGGCCUUUUCAGUUUAAUUGUUCUGCGAGAUUUUUGGUUCACACAUUCUUUUGGCUGUGGAUGAUGUCAUGCAAAUGAAUAACUGACAUAUAUAUUUA